This is a messenger RNA of Peniophora sp. CBMAI 1063, 4020 nucleotides long. Lineage: Eukaryota; Fungi; Basidiomycota; Agaricomycetes; Russulales; Peniophoraceae. The record is from the annotation of a GenBank genome assembly.
AUGUCGAUCGACCAGCGAAAACGCUUCCUGCGCCAGAUGGCACAACUCGAAGAUAAGGAUAUCGAGCGCCUGAACACUGUCAUGAAGCGCAUCGUCGAUCUACCCGACGAUACUUCGAAGAGGACUGAACGGCUUCGCGAAGUCGCGGUACGGUUUUGGUUCCGCUUCGAGCGACGCGACAAGCUCGACAACCUAAGGGACGCCAUCAUCUUGGAGAAACAUGCCCUUGGACUCACCCCCGACGAUGACCUCGAGAUGCCCGAGCGACUGGGGAACCUGGCCAUCUCCUUGCACACUCGCUUCGAACGGCUCGGCGAGCUUCGAGACGUCGAGGAAGCGAUCACUGCAGAAACGCUCGCUCUCGAGCUCACGCCUGAAGAUCAUAGCGAGUGGCCCGAACGACUCGGGAACCUCGCCAUCUCUCUGUGUAGCCGCUUCGUGCGCCUCGGCGAGCUGCAAGAUCUCGAAGAUGCCAUUGCCGCACAACGAGUAGUGCUUGAUCUCACGCCCGCCGACGAUUCCGAGCGACCCGAACGGCUCGGGGAGCUCGCUGUCUCCUUGUACAACCGUUAUGAACGUUUGGGAGAACUAAAGGAUCUCGAAGAUACCAUUGCUGCGCACAAACUGGCUCUUGAUCUUACGCUCGAUGACCAGGCCGAGCGGCCCGAAAGACUGGGCAAUCUCGCCGUCUCUCUACACGCCCGCUUCGGCCAUCUCGGCGAGCUGAAAGAUCUAGAUGAUGCCAUCUCCGCGCAGAGACUGGUCCUCGAUCUCACCCCCGAGCGCCAUUCUGAGCGACGCGAUCGGCUCGGAGGCCUCGCAAGCUCUCUACACACUCGCUUCCAACGUCUUGGGGAGUUGAAGGAUCUUGAAGAUGCCAUCACCGCACAAAGAGACGUUCUUGAUCUCACGCCCAAGGACCAUCCCGAAUGGCCCGAGCAGCUCAGAGACCUCGCCAUCUUUCUGCACGCCCGCUUCCAACGUCUCGGCGAGCUUCAGGACCUUGAAGAUGCGAUUAGUAGAGAGAGGCUCGCUCUCGAGCGCACGCCAGAGGAUCAUUCGGGGCGGCCCGAGCGGUUGGGAACGCUCGCAGGGUCUCUACAUGCUCGCUUCACCCGUCUUGGCGAGAUCAAAGACCUCGAGGACGCCAUUACCACCCAGAGACUGGCGCUAGAGCUCACACCCGACGACCACUCGAAGCGCCCCGAUCGGUUAAGAGAGCUCGCCACCUCUCUCCUCACCCGCUUCCAACGUUUAGCGGAGACGAACGACCUCGAGGAUAGUAUAGCCGCACGGAUGCUGGUACUUGAACUCACACCCGAUGACCAUCAUGAGCGUCACGAUCGGCUCAGAGACUUGGCGGUCUCCCUGCACGCUCGCUUUGUACGCUGCGGCGAUCUGAAGGAUCUCGAAGAUGCCAUCGCCGCUCAAAGGCUGAUUCUCGAGCUUACACCUGAGGACCAUGUCGAGCGACUUGUUCGGCUUAGAGACCUCUCCAGGAGUCUACACGCUCGGUUCAACCGUCUCGAGGAGCUGAAAGACCUUGAAGAGGUAAUCGAUACACAGAGAAUGAUUCUUUCUCUCACUCCCGAAGAUCAUCCGGACUGGCCCGAUCGGGUCGGAGACCUCGCCGUGUCUUUGUACACUCGCUUCCUGCGUCUCGACGAGCUUGAAGAUCUCGAGGACGCCGUCGCCGCACAAAGAACUGUUCUUGAUAGAACACCAGAGGACCAUUACAAGCGGCCGAAGCGGCUCACGGAACUUGCUAUCUUCCUGCGCAACCGGUUCAGUCGGCUGGAUAAGCUAGACGACCUCGAAGCUGCCAUCGCCACACAGCAACUGGCACUGAGCCUCACGCCUGACAACCAUUCCGAGCGACCCGAUCGGCUUGCAGUACUCGCCAACUCUCUGUACGUCCGCUACAUGCGUCUCGGCAAGGACCUGAAGGAUCUUGAGGACGCCAUCAGCGCGCAAAGGCUAGUUCUUGAUCUCACACCCGCAGACCAUCCCACGCGGCCUGAACGGCUUAGAGUGCUCGCUGUCACUCUGCGUGCUCGCCACUGGCAUCUCGCAGAGCGCAAAGAUCUUGACGAAUCCAAUGCCAUUGAGACCCUAGUCCUUGCUCUCACCCCCGAGGGCCAUCCGGACUUGGUCGACCGACUGUAUGAUAUCGGUCAGUCGAUGAAGGUAUCACUGGAACAGACGUCCAAGUACUCGCAGACACAUAGGAAAGUCAAUCAAGACGAUUUUAUGGCUGCCUUCGGAUGCUUUCUGAAAGCGAUGACCGUCUCGGGGAACCCGUCCAGACGGUUUGACGCUGCACUACAAUGUCUAUCGCUCCUGUCCGAAUACCCUGACUUCAGCUCCGACGAACUGUUGCUUGAGGUGUACACACGGAUCAAGGAGAUCAUCCCCGAACUCGUAUGGCUUGGGCACAGCAUCAAACGCCGCUACGGAGAGUCCGCGAAGAUAAGGGAUGUCGUGAAUGGUGCUAUAGCCGUGUUGGUUCGGUCACACUCUGCUACCGAAGCAAUCGAAUGGAUGGAAGUCGGGAGGUCUCUCGUUUGGUCGCAAAUCACUACUCUACGCGAUCCCUUGAUUGCGUUGAGCGGAAAACGUUCCGGAUUGGUGAGAGAACUUCGUGAAGUCUCGAUGGCGUUGCAGAGCACAAGAAACGGAGUGCAGCGUACGUUUCCGGACGUUCAUGGCCCUAGCGACAACAUGGAUAUAAACGGGACAGCCUUUUCAAGCAUGACUGUUGAGACUGCGGCAGACAAACACCGAAAGCUUGCGGCACGUUAUGACGAUAUACUGAAGAGGAUUCGAGAGCAAGAGGGCUUCGAGGACUUCCUGUGUCCACUGAGCGUCACCGGAAGCAUGCCCUCCAUCAAACGACUUCACGGACCGGUUGUAUUCAUCAACGUGCACUCGACUUCGUGCGACGCCCUGGCUCUACUCCCGAGUGGCGACGUCAGACAUAUACCUCUUCCCGGGCUGACUGCGACCAGGGCGGAUAGCCUGCGCUCUGCCUGGACACGGAUGCUACAAUCGGCCCAUGUGCGCACGCGCGCUGCAGUGAUGCCCUGGCACGCGAGGGCGGGUGAUCGUCACAGUACAUUGUUGGAGCGUGUGCUACAUAAGCUCUGGCUUUGGCUCGUGUGUCCAGUUCUGCAAGAUCUAGACCUCAUGGGGAGCACCAACGCUACAGGACGCCCAUUGCCGCACAUCACUUGGUGCCCUACAGGGCCGCUGAUGCAGCUACCGCUUCACGCCGCCGGCGUGUACGCCCCGGAUGCUUCGCGCGAUGCAAAGCCGCAGCGCGCCUUCGACUUCGUAGUCUCGUCCUACAUCCCAUCGCUUUCUGCUCUCCUACGUACGCGCGAGAGUGCGAGAGCGGAAUCGUCCACUCCCGAAACGCUCGUGAUCUGUCAACCGGCCACUCCCAACCAUUCGCCGUUACCUGGCACACAACACGAGCAUGCGCGUAUCAGCGCAGUUCUACCUGCGCCCACAAUCACCCUCUUGAACGACAAAGACGCAACUGUAGACCGCGCCAUCUCCGAGAUGCGCAGCAACACCUGGGUCCAUCUCGCCUGCCACGGUUUCCAAGACCCAAAGGAUCCCACGCAGAGCGCGUUCGCGCUGAUCGACGGGCCGCUCACUCUAUCAACAUUGAUGAGCGAAGUGGCAGAGAACGCGGAGUUCGCGUUCCUGUCCGCCUGUCAGACCGCGGUCGGCGAUGAGAAGGUGCCGGAGGAGUCGGCGCAUCUUGCGGCGGGGAUGCUCGCGGUUGGGUUCAAAGGUGUUAUCGCGACGAUGUGGUCGAUCGGCGACGCGGACGCGCCUAUCGUCGUAGAGGCGUAUUACAAGAAGCUUCUUGAGCUUCGCGGCACAAGCGCCACCUCAGAUGGGUAUACGGGCGCCGCGUACGCGCUUCACGAGGCGGUGAGGGUCUUGAGGGAGCAUGUCGGCGAGCGCAACUUUGUGAGGUGGGCGCCGUUUGUGCAUUUCGGGGUGUAG